GGGAACCACUGUCUCGGUGGUGUGUGUUCAAAACGAAACCGACGCAUGUUCCACCACAUUCGAAGUUGAAACAAUGAAGUGUUUCAAUUUUUUUGAACUCUACAGGAUCAAGACCAAUGUUAUUCGGAGUGUCUUCUGCCUUGCACCUAACUACUGUAGGAGUACGCCAUGUGCAAAUGGAGGAACAUGUAUUGCAGGCCGUGACGGUUUCACAUGCGCAUGUAAGGCAGGAUAUACAGGUCGUACGUGUGAUGGCGAUCCUUGUACUGUUUCAACAAUGAUACCAGACAUAGAGAAAAGAGGGCCAUCUAACACCCACGCUGGACAAGUCAGAGAUUCGACCAGUCUAAAGUCUGGGUGGUACGACUCCUUCAAUGACACAAAAAUACUGACCCGGCCUGUUUUUGGUCCGGCAUGUGGGGAAAAAUUUCCAUUUUGGCUCAAAGAGAUAAGAGGUGACAUGGCAGAGUUAUGUCUGGCUACGUCUACGCAUGCAUGUUACGCAGCGUACAUGACUACACCGACCCAGAAUUGCAGCGACGGUAGACAAGUGUUCAGGUUCCCACGUCCCCACAGUUCAUUUUCGUACUGCUAUGAUGUAGAUGCAUGUGUCACCAAUCCCUGCCUGAAUAAUGGAACUUGUGAGGCGAAGAAGGGCGAGUUCACCUGUAUUUGUCAACAAGGUUACAAGGGACUUGAAUGUGAAACAGAAUGCAAACCAAAGGUACUGGACCUGCUCAUCAUAGAGGACAUUUCUACCUCUGUCAAUCACAGUGAAUAUGAGAAAAUGAAGACCUUUGCGGUGGAUGCCAUCAGCAACAUAAGCAUAAGCCCUGCCGGAACUAACGUGGCUUUCGUGGUUUUCUCGGGAAAAGCUGAAGUCGUAUUCCACUUAAAUACAUACCGUGACAACAAGGCAAGCGUCAUGGCAGCCAUCCGUUCCCAAACACACACAGGGGGGAGCACAUUCCUCGGGGAUGCCAUCCAACUAGCAACGUCUGAAGUCUUCACAGAAACCAAUGGCGAUCGGUUUGACGCCGAAAACGUGGUACUUCUCUUCACUGACGGGAAAACCAGCGCUGAUGAAGAUGUGCAAAGUAGCAUUAAAGAGUUGAAAGCUAUGGCGGAAGUGUUUGUGGUGACAGUCACCGCACAAUCGGACAACACUACCGUCGACAUCGUAGCUUCUUCACCAGCCCUGAGUCACGUGUUUCACAUCGAUGCUCCUGAAACUGCUAGCAGCAUCAAGAAAUUCACCGCGGGCGAGAUAUGCGCAACAAUACCUCCUGCCUAA
Haliotis rufescens (red abalone) is the source of this 1294-nucleotide messenger RNA. Its product is annotated as neurogenic locus Notch protein-like. The record is from RefSeq and is a predicted model, not a curated record. Gene Ontology annotation, molecular function: calcium ion binding. Bases 74 to 1294 code for a protein of 406 amino acids. Lineage: Eukaryota; Metazoa; Mollusca; Gastropoda; Lepetellida; Haliotidae. The transcript has 6 exons.